AUGCUGCCUGAGGAAAUAAAACGUCCCAAAGCGCAUGCGUCUGAAACCGACAGCAGUGUUCCUGCUCAGAUUUUCUCUGCUAACAGAUAUAAAGCUCUUGACUAUGUUUUUGAGACCACCACCAGUCUGAAAGUAAGGAUGAGCUUGCUGGCACUGCCAACACCGUACUUCACUGGUACCAGUGACCUGUACCCCCACAAUGGCAAGCUGCCUGAGGCCACCUACAGGGCACCGUGGAUCAGAGGAAAGGUGAUCUCCACCUGCAAACUAUUUGUCAGUGGUUCUGUGCUUGAUGAUCUGGGAGAAAAAAAGAAACCGGUUUAUUCACCAGAAAGAUUUAAUAUGACUCUGAGUGAGGUGAAAGGGGAUGUGGAAGUGAUACCAAGCUCUAAUCCUGACUCACUGAAGGAUCUAGACCAGGAUGAGUAUUUUUGCAUUUUAAAAGAGUCACAGAUCAAUAAGCCAUGUCAGGAAUCCUUUUAUAAGUUGACAACUAACCAGAUGAAACCUGGAAAUAAGAACAAAGAUCUCCUCCUGCCAGAAGAGCUCGUGGUUGUUGACUACCUGCCACAAUUUAAGAGACAUUUACCCACGCUGAAAGCCAAACUGUCCAGGCUGAGGACCCUUCCUGUGGCCGACCCUCUGCUGAGCUCAACAGGAGAUACCUCUGAGGAUGCCAUGUUCAGGCGCUGUGUGUCUUACGAAAAACCUCCUGAUGUGGAAACCAGUGACAUUCAUACGUGUGCAAACAUUCAUGAGGAGUUUGGUAAAGAGUCACUAAUGAAGGAAGAGUCAUUGCUGUUGCCGGCUGUAGUGGACACGAUGAGUUUGAGCCAAGAUAACCGGACUGAUUUUCCAAGCAUUUGUGGUUGUAUGAAUGUUGCUCCUGAACAGCUGGAUGAGCAACCUCCAGUCCUGGAUGUGCUUCAUAAAGCUUACUUUUCAGAUGUACCAGUGUCAGUGGACAUUUCCCAGUAUGAAGUACUAGAGGAGGCCAGCAAGACGAAUGGAGGCCUGAUAGAGUCAGAGCUGUCAGGACGUGUGAUGCUUCUGACCGAAAUGGAGCUGGAUGUGACUUUGAUGUCGACUCCCAAAACCAGUCAAACCCAAAUCUGUCUGUCCACGUGUAAACUCCAGAAGGAAGAGUUGUCACUGCUCAGCAGACGGUCUUUGGUGUCAGCAAGAGCUCAGAAGGAGAUGGAGGUGGCCCUUUGGAAGGCAGAGAAGCAUCCAACCUUUGUGGUGGGCUUUCUGUUAGCAGAGCCUCAAAUGUGUGAAACAGCUAGUAGCUUCCAGCCUAUGUCUGAAGCCUUGAAAGUCAUAAAGUUGGAGAAACAAAGCUUUGUUGGUGUUGGUGACAAACUUCAGUCUCACAUGGGGACGGGAGCCCCGCAGGUGUCUUUGUGCAGCAACCGUGAGUUCACAGAGAGCAUGAAGUCGGAGUUUCCUUCCACCAAGCAGGAAAAGAUAGAAGACUUCAAAAAUCUGUCACCUGAACAUGUGGAGUUCACAGUCAGAUCCAUCCUGAUGAAUCCUACAAACAAAACUCAGUCACCUGACCUGAAGAAAUCUGAAGCUAUUGCUUUUCAUGCUGAAGCUACUGAAGAUGACGCUCUUCUUCAAAGAGAAACAGUUGCUGAUGGGAACACCUUCCUGAUGCACACUGUCAGCACAAACAAUAAGGAAGUAAACCCUGCUGCUACCAUUAAAGAUGAAUUUCCAGACAAGAGGAGGAAAGAAGUCGCAGCCACGUUUUCUGUUUGUAAGGACGACAUCAACACAAGUAGAGACGAGUGUAAGACAGAGCAGAACGCCCACACUCCUGAGCAGGCUGCGUCCUCCAGACUGAAUAUUAAAGACAAUCACAGCAGUCUGCUGUAUACGAGACGUCCACCAGAGAAGGACCUGGACCCUCUGUCCACCUUCAUUGUACUGAGAUCUCAGCAGAGAGCUCCAGUUACGGCAACACAUCAGAGCUCAGCCGGCACUCAGCCAGGGCCACAGGUGGACCAACAAACACCACCUGAGCUGCAGCCGACUCCAGAGCAGGUGCAAAGAUCAGACAGGAGGCCAGCAAACAUUAGUGGUAGUGUGUCAGGAAAUGUUACCAGAGAGCAGAAAGAAGCUUUUCAGUCAACGGGCCAACUCAUCAUUCCUCCUUUCAGUCAGUCAAUCCCCCAGGGAAGACAGGACAGCAGAGUAGUACAAGUCAGAGCUACUGACAGCCAGCAGCGUGCCUACUGUGAGCUGCUGGCCUUCGCUCGGCCUUGUUUGAGCUCUGUCCGACAGCUGGGGCUCAACUUCCCAGUGUGGGGAGACUUCAGCUGCCUGACCCCAGACCAAACACACUUCCUCCUCAAGCAGCAGGAGAAGGCACUCUGCAGGACACAUGCACAGAGCACAGGGCUGGUCAAAGAUCAGGAACGUCUUUUCAACCAGGCAGCUCUGAUUCAUGUGCUGGUGACAUUCAAGGAGCUGCUUCUGAAGUGUGGCCUUGGUACUGCAUUAGAGUACCUGACCAAGGCAUCUGAGGCGUGUGCAGAGCAGAGUCUAGGGCAGCUGGUGAAGAGGCUGCAGAUCAUCCUCUACCUCAGGGACAAGAACCAGGAGUCCAACCUCAAACUGCUGGAGCUGCAGCAGCUGCUGGCUGCAUGGCUGCGCAGCAGGAAAGGACAAAACACAAUGGAGAAAAUUCUUGUCAUAAUAUCAGCUGAGUCUGAUGACAGCAAAUCUAUAAUCAUAAACAGCUUGAGCCAAGUGGCUGGUGCUUCUGUAACUGCAGUUUGGCCUGACAAGGACAAGAUCAAAUUGAAUGGUGCCAGUGUGGUCAGCAGCGUGUGCGGCAGUGUGUGUGUGGUGGUAUGUGAGCAGCAUAUGGGCCCAGACUUCCCCUGGAACUGUUUCUCUUUGGUGGUGGAGUACGACCAUCCAGGCCAGUCACCAUGGGCCGCAGUCUGCAGAGAGAGGAGCAUUGGUCACGUCACCCUUAACACGAUCAUCUCCGAUACUGACAAGGAAAAUGCUUCGUGGGACCUGGAGGACAAUGUGCCUUAUGUUCUUGUUACCGAGGGGCUUCUCAACUGUCCACUGCUGCUCCAGACACUCGAGUCAGGGUUUAAUAUAACUGUGUUAGAGAGGAGCCACUGUCCAUCCUUGCAGAUGCUCGGAGGCACCCAUCACUACGCUGUGAUCACAGUGGAUGAAAGCAUCGCUGUAAUCAUUCAGGAGGAGGAUGAACUGUGUCAGGAGCGAGCCAGUGAGAGAGUAGUGAUGAGGCUCACCGCUCUCUCUCUGCAGUACAAUUGCUGUUGGCUCAUCCUGCACUGCCCAGAGAGCCAGGGAGGAGGUUUUUCCAGUGAAGCCUUCAGAAACUUGGUGUUGGUGUAUUCGUCUCUUGUGCUGUUCGGCAUGAAGUCAGAGGAUCUAGAUGUCAAGGUGCUGAUUGUGUCUGAGGUGAUGGAAAUAGCCAAAUGGAUCAGUCAGAUCUGCUUCCACAGCCUGAUGGCCACUGACAGGGACCCUCCCCACUACCUGGACAGAGACUGGCUGACCGUGAUUCCCUCAGAGAAUGAAAAGUGUCUGUUGCAGUUCCCAUGCAUCAACCCUCUGGUUAGUCAGCUAAUGCUGAGGAGAGCACCAUCCCUCCAGUGGCUCAUGAGGGCCUCCCUGUCUCAGCUGAAGGAGCUGCUCCCUGAGGUGCCACAUAAAGUACUCAAGCUGUUCAGUGACACCACCUCCCUGUACACGCUGACCACAGACCCAAACCAGCCCGAGUCUCAACCAAAAAAAAACCAAAACAACCCACCAAACAGCCCCUGGACCCCCACUGCCGACCCCAAGGACAUGAACCCUGACCCACAACCAGGACGCCCCAUCGACCCCCAUCCAGAACUAUUCUGCAGUGACCACAAGUCCAGCUUCCUGUUUGGAGCAGAUCGCAGCUUCUGUGAACCAGACUCGAUGGUGCAGGAUGGCAACACGGAUUUCAGAAUCAACCUGAGUUUUUCCUCUGGCAGCCCAGAUGUUCACCUCCAGAGGAGCUGGACCAGCAGUGAUCCAUGGAAAGAGGAGGAUAGAGGCAGAGGGGGGUUUUCUGACUGGAGAGGCAGAGCUGGAGCAUCGGGGGGAGUUGUUGAAAGAGUGAACCAUGAGUGGACACAGAGGGCUCCAACAAAGCUGGACAGUCCUUUCAAGCUGGACUCUGCGUUCAGUUACAGCCCCGUCCUGCAGCAGCCAGCCAACAGUCAAACGUCCACGUACUCUGCAGCUCGCUGUGACCCCCAGCGUCCACAUCACAACCACAUUCCCUACAGCCUGAGCCCUCCUACAGGGGUCAUGCUGUGGGGUCUAGGUCAAAGCAGCAACGACUGCUUCACCAGCACCGAAGAGACGGCGACAGUUUCACCUAACUAUGGGUCCAAAUGCUGGAUCGGACAAGAGAGGAAGAGGAGCAGCGAGGCUGCAGGUUUGGUUGGAACAGUGUUGACACCACUGAAGAAAGGAAGGUUAAGCUAUGAGAAAGUGCCCGGCAGAAGCGAUGGACAGACGAGGCUUAAAUUAUUUUAGGCAUUUCCUGUGAGCUGUUUUUAAAGAGUAGAGAGAGGUCUAUCCCUAACGCGUUGUUACAUUCAAGUUAUUAAUUGUAUAAUUCAAGUUUAGCUUCAGAGUUUUUUAUUCAGAUGAAAUAACUUGUUAAGUUUUCCUGGUUUGACUGCAAAAAGGUUUCCAUUGCAAGUUAAGUUUCCUGUUUUGGAAACAAAAAUUCUACAUUUUGUAUGUUUAUUCUAUAUUUAACAAGCAACAGUGCUUUUGUCUAUUUCUUUUUAAACAACUUAAAUUGCAGCAGAGAGAGAGAGAACUAAUUAAUUCUAAUUCAGUCUAAUAUAAAAUACUGAUAUUUUAGUAUUUUAAUAGUAUUUUGUUAUUGUUAUAGUAUUUCUUAUUGCUUGUUUUAAGACAAAUUUAUUCAAUCAAAACAUAAAAUGUAAAUUAUUUUACAUAUUAUUUUAGAGUCCUGCACUAUGUAACUCCUGUUAAGCAUUCAAAACUGGAUGCUGGUGUAUAAACAGAUAAUGAAUGGCAAUAUGAUACAGUUGUAAAUAAGUUGUAAUUGUU
Messenger RNA from Morone saxatilis (striped sea-bass), 5115 nucleotides. Its product is annotated as protein shortage in chiasmata 1 ortholog. NCBI's taxonomy places the organism in Eukaryota, Metazoa, Chordata, Actinopteri, Moronidae. The transcript has 28 exons. Gene Ontology annotation, biological process: resolution of meiotic recombination intermediates. Gene Ontology annotation, cellular component: condensed nuclear chromosome. The record is from RefSeq and is a predicted model, not a curated record. Gene Ontology annotation, molecular function: ATP hydrolysis activity; single-stranded DNA binding. Bases 1 to 4566 code for a protein of 1521 amino acids.